Messenger RNA from Trichoderma citrinoviride, 3183 nucleotides. RefSeq lists its product as hypothetical. Gene Ontology annotation, biological process: protein sumoylation. Bases 1 to 3183 code for a protein of 1060 amino acids. The transcript has 7 exons. The record is from RefSeq and is a predicted model, not a curated record. NCBI's taxonomy places the organism in Eukaryota, Fungi, Ascomycota, Sordariomycetes, Hypocreales, Hypocreaceae. Gene Ontology annotation, molecular function: SUMO ligase activity.
AUGUCCACACCGACACCGGAUACGGCUCCUACUGCUCUUCCCCUCCACAGAGCCAUGUUGCAGGCCAUUGAAUUGGUGAAAACCAGGAUUCGGCAACUCGAGCAAGGCAAUGUAGCAGCCACGCUCCCCGAGAGGGCUCGAUAUGACAUGCUUCUUGGAGCCUGCCACAAUAUGGACCCGAUGUUUCUUAUCCUUCACCAGGUGUACUGUUGCUGGAUAACAAACAGAACAGCAGCACAUGUCCGCUUUUCCAUUCCAUCCACUGUCAUCGACGUAGCCUUUGCAUUCCUCAUGGCCUUUGCCUCAAAUUGGUCACAUGUCUUGGUAGCCAUCAGAUCCAAGCAGGUGCCCCUUAUGGCAUUUAAAAUUCGUGACUACUUCUCUUGUACGUCGCCAACCAUCGCCAUCACGCUCUUCACGUACAUCCGCAGAGUAAUCGGGGUGCCCAACGGACCGCUAGGAGUCGAGAUCAGCCAACUCUUCACCAUGGACAGCUGCCAGGAGCGCGCCUUUGAAGAGCAGAAAGUUUCGCCAGAUGAAAUGGCGCGUGUUCGCAGCACCGUGCUGAGGAGCUACCUGGCUGUCGUGCAGAAGGCUCGGGUGCAACGAGCCAGUCUCGCAGCCGUGCCAGCUGCCAACUCCCAGGGAGCACCUGGCAGCAAGAUUGAGGUAAACAACACAAACACAGACGCAAAUAUAAACACAAACACAAACACGAACAAAUAUAACAAUAGCUACGAUAGCAACAAGAGCAGCAACCUGAAGGCCUCCCUGGAGGCACCGCAAGAGCCGCAGCUUCUUCGUCCUCUUCAAGACCCUCAGCACGAAGCACAGGCUACCAUGGCUCCUCCUCAGCCUCACUCUUCUCUUCCGCAUGUUUCAUCCCAAAGCUCCCCUCAGAGCGCUAGACCUGGCUCUCUGCCUGCGCGCCCAGCGUCUCAACCAGCAGCUAGUUCCGAGGGUCGGCCUCGGCCAGAUGGCCUCCAAUAUUCAGCAGACGCUACUGACAGCCCACAAACUUCGCAGGCGGCGAGGGUGUCAGGACCGCCGGCGCCGCCCGUCUUGGAGCAGCAGGAUUUUCUGUCUCCGAUGAUUUCAUCGCAAGACGAAUCACUGCCACCUGCAGAUCAACGGCUGAGGCAGCAUCAAGACCGGAAUACUUCUCUCCCUUCUCCUUCUCAGCCUCAGUACCCUCCUCUUCCUUCGCGUCCUCCCAUCCCUCAUUAUCCCUCUCCCCCUCCUCCGCCUCCUCCGCCUCCUCUACGUCCAUCUACUCCUCAUAUCCCACAUCCUUCUCCUCCCCAGCAGCCGCAGGAGCCUCAUCGCCCUCAAUAUGCUUCUGCAUCAGCGCCUCGUUCCCAGCAGUAUUAUUCUCCCUAUCCCCACACUCUUGGGAAUCCGCCACAAUCCCAGCAUGCUCAGCACCCACAAAUAUAUCCAAACCAGCAACAAACUCCCUUUGCUCAGCCUUACCAGCACCCUCAGCAUCCGCAACACUCUCAGCAAUCCCAGCAAGCUCUACUUCUCCAGCAGAUGCAGAAUCCCCAGCAUCCGCGGCACCAUGAGUAUCUUCAGUUACAGCAGCAGCAGCAACUGUACGCUCGGCAGCAACGCGUUGUUCAGCAGCACAACCAGAGUCACGUCCGAGGCCCAAAUCCCCAGCCAAUCCAAAAUCCAACUUCCAUGCCGCAGAACCCUUUUCUGCCCCCGUCGGGACAAGCCCAACAGCGUGGGCCAACGUCUCUGCCAUCCGAUGGUCCGCCUUCGCUCCAGUCUCACCCACAUCAGCAGAGUAUACCGCAACCAGAAAUGCUGCAAACUGGUCUAGGGUCCCAGAGUACUCAGGGGUCUGAGCACUACCAAGGUCGUCAAGGCCAGCCUCUCCCCCAUCCCCAGGUAUCAGUAGAAAUGCUGCAGACUCCCGGCCUGCAUUAUGUACAACUGCAACAGACUGCUCGAGAUCGCCUUUCAGCGCCAGCACCGCGUUCUGACCCAACAAGCAGCCAGUCUGCAAAUACUACUCAUCCCGUAAAUGCACGUCGUUUCAGCCCGCAUGAAUCCACCUCAGGACAAGCAAGCCUUCACUUGAUCGGUUUGCAUAGCCCUCGAAGAACUCCAUCCAGUCCGGUACUGGGUGCGCAAAAGCAGAUGACUCGUUACUAUCAGUUCUUCUUAGAGUUCGCCGUGGAACCAACAGAAAUUCCUCCGCAGAUGGGAGUCACCGUCCUCGAAUUUGAUGUAACUCAAGAAGAGAUAGACCGUCUCUCCAUUACGAGCCGACCACCUCCCUCGCCUCUUGAGGAUCCGCUCAUUAUUCAGUUGCCUGUGAGCCGGCACUUCAAUAACUCUCUUCGAUUCCGUCUUCGCAUGUGCACCAGCCGCAAGGAGAGACCUACGACUAUCCAUCCAGCUGUAUGGGCCCGAGGCAAAACUUACUGGCCGCCUCACAUCUUCGUCUCAGUCAAUGAGGAGAUCAUUCAUGUGCGCCGCAAGCAACAUUUUCAUCAUGAUUUACCGCUCGAGCUCACCGACUCGGUGUUCAAGGGAAAAAAUAAGAUCAAAGUCAACCUACCACAGUAUCCUCAAAACGUCAUACAAGACAUUGCCUACUUGAUGGCUGUCGAGCGCAUUAUCACGCUGGAUCACAAUUCUGUCUGGGACAUGGUGACUUUUGGCCCCCAUAUUGGGGCGGAAGUGACCAAGAAGGAGAUCUGCAGGCGGCUCAGGGCAUUGGAUACGGAUGAGAUGAUCAUUGAAAGCGGCGUCUUAAAUGUUUCGGUCGUGGACAUAUUCAGCUCCACUCUCUUUAACAUGCCGAUUCGAGGCCACAACUGCCCGCAUAUCGAGUGUUUUGACUUGGGGAAUUGGUUGGUUUCUCGCCCAAGCAAGCCAUCGCCGGGCCCAGGCGAGCCGAGUACGGUAGACUGCUGGGCCUGCCCUAUAUGCGGUCUGGAUGCGCGGCCUUGCAACCUCCAAGUGGACGAUUUCUUUCUCGAUGUAGCGAAAAAGCUCUUGGCUAGUGGCAAGAUGAACGUGAAAAAAAUCAAGGUGCUUGUGGACGGCAGCUGGACCGCCAUAGAAGAGGGCGGUGAAGGCGAAGAAUUGUCAGACUCUGAGAGUGCCCAUCAGAGCCCUCCGAGCCGCGUUAAGACGCAGGAGAUAACUCCCGAUGCGAUGGAAUAG